AUGGCUUCUCUCCCGCCCAUCGCCAUCCCCGGGCAACGCCUCGGCCCCAUUUCCACAUACUCAGCCGGACCAGGCACACACAUCCAACAAUCCUUCAUCUAUGCUUCCAUUGCCGGACCAGUAGUCGCAGACCCAGCCCAACCAAAGACCCAGACAAAACCAACCCUCAGAGUCUCUCGCACCCUACCAGCAAAGAAUAUAUCCACCCCACAAGAACCAGGCACAAAACCCCGCUACAACACCCUCCCAGCAGUCGACUCAAUCGUCCUUGCACGAGUAACCCGCGUGCAAAAGCGCCAAGCAACAGUCUCAAUCCUUGUCGUGACAGAAGACACAACCCAAGAUCCAACACACACACCCUCUGACAACGACAACGUCGCCGCGAUUCUCACCCACGCGGCCAACCCAGAGAACCACAGCAACACCGACGAAUUGCGCUUCCAGGCGUUGAUCCGGAAGGAGGACGUGCGCGCUGUCGAGAAGGAUCGUGUUGUCAUGGAUGAGAUGUUCCGUGUUGGGGAUAUUGUUCGGGGCUCGGUUAUUUCGCUUGGUGAUCAGACAUUCUUCUAUCUUACUACUGCGCGCAAUGAUCUUGGUGUCGUUAUGGCGCGCAGUGAGGCGGGUAAUAUGAUGUUCCCUGUUAGCUGGAAGGAGAUGAGGGAUCCAGUUAAUGGCACUGGAGAAUUGAGGAAGGUUGCUCGGCCCUUCUGA
Penicillium antarcticum is the source of this 711-nucleotide messenger RNA. Its product is annotated as exosome non-catalytic core subunit CSL4. Gene Ontology annotation, biological process: RNA processing. Lineage: Eukaryota; Fungi; Ascomycota; Eurotiomycetes; Eurotiales; Aspergillaceae. The record is from RefSeq and is a predicted model, not a curated record. The transcript has a single exon. Gene Ontology annotation, cellular component: nuclear exosome (RNase complex); cytoplasm. Bases 1 to 711 code for a protein of 236 amino acids. Gene Ontology annotation, molecular function: RNA binding.